Messenger RNA from Penicillium soppii, 1065 nucleotides. RefSeq names its product inositol monophosphatase family protein. Gene Ontology annotation, biological process: sulfate assimilation. NCBI's taxonomy places the organism in Eukaryota, Fungi, Ascomycota, Eurotiomycetes, Eurotiales, Aspergillaceae. The record is from RefSeq and is a predicted model, not a curated record. Gene Ontology annotation, molecular function: 3'(2'),5'-bisphosphate nucleotidase activity. The transcript has a single exon. The coding region runs from base 1 to 1065 and encodes 354 amino acids.
AUGGCAACCCCAACCCCCUAUGCCCAAGAGCUCCAACUAGCCAGUCUAGCCGUCCAAAGAGCAGCUCUCUUAACAGAACAACUUCUGUUAGCGGUGGAUAAAGGCGCCCUGGACAAGAGCGACGAUUCCCCCGUAACAAUCGCCGACUUCGCCGCGCAAGCCUCCAUCAUCGCCGCAAUUCACCACGUCUUCCCGAACGACGACAUAGUCGGUGAAGAAGACGCCACAGCCCUCCGCUCGAACCCCACUCUCCUUGAGCGAACCUGGGAUCUCGCAACCUCAAUCCACCUCGACGACCCAUCCAGCGAAGCCCUCCUCCAUACACCCACCACCCGCGAUGAGCUGCUCGAUCUGAUUGAUCUCGGCGCGAAAGGCGCUUGCACACCCACGUCCCGCACCUGGACCCUCGACCCCGUAGACGGCACGGCGACCUUCAUCCGCGGUGAGCAAUACGCUGUUUGUCUAUCGCUAGUUGAAAAUGGGAUCCAGAAAAUCGGUGUUAUCGGUUGUCCGAAUCUGAUGGCUUCUGGGCCUGUUGCGGAGGAUCGGGUUGAUCGCGACGGCCACGGCCAGAUGCUGUCCGCGGUCGUUGGGCAGGGUGUUACCAUUCGGCCUCUGGGAACGGGCGCUUUGCUUCCCGGGCGCGCGCUUGACCAAGUGCCGCAGAUUGAAGAUACGGCUUUGGUGAAAUUUAUCGAUACGCGGGCGGCGAAGACGCAGGAUCUCGAAGCGCAUGGUCGAGUCGCGGCGGAAUUGGGCUGUGCGUGGCCGAACCCGGUUGAUUUAUGGUCUGCACAGAUGCGGUAUGUCGCCAUUGCAGUGCAGGGUGGGUGUAAUGCGUUUGUGAAGCUGCCGUUGUCGGAGGACUAUCGGUCGAAGAUCUGGGAUCAUGCCGGUGGCAUGCUUAUUGUGCAAGAGCUUGGUGUCCGUGUUACAGAUCUUGAGGGGAAACCGGUUGACUGUGCGCUGGGACGCACUCUGGCUGGGUGUCAUGGAAUGGUUGUUGGACCGGCUUCGGUUCAUGGGAGGAUACUUGAGGCUGUGCGGAAGGUGCGCGGGUUGUAA